This is a messenger RNA of Diachasma alloeum, 2135 nucleotides long. Its product is annotated as transcription factor GAGA. Gene Ontology annotation, cellular component: nucleus. The coding region runs from base 317 to 1507 and encodes 396 amino acids. NCBI's taxonomy places the organism in Eukaryota, Metazoa, Arthropoda, Insecta, Hymenoptera, Braconidae. Gene Ontology annotation, molecular function: protein binding. Gene Ontology annotation, biological process: regulation of transcription by RNA polymerase II. The record is from RefSeq and is a predicted model, not a curated record. The transcript is spliced from 6 exons.
UCAAAUCGCGUAUGUGAAAUAUGUGACAUUUUUCGUGAACUCCUGACAGAAAAUUCGAAUGAAUUAUUAUUAUUAUUCGUCAAGUCCAACAAUCACAAAUCCAUCAACAAUAACUUCAUCAAUUACUGGUUCAUCAUUCUUGAAAAAAAGGGAUAAUUCGUUGUCGAUGCUUUCGAUAUCGAAUGAAUUCGUGAUGGUGAUUAACCUCCAGUGAUUGUCCCCCAUUUUCAGCAGAUAAUCAUACUUUCACCGGAUUUUAACGACCCAGAAACAUCCUCAGUGACUCCACUUUAAUUGGAAAGUUCUCCAGAGGAGCAUGGGGAGCAGUGGACAGCUGUACAGCCUCUCGUGGGGAGAGUUCGGCAGUUCCCUGACGACUGCCGUUCAAUUACUCAGGGGACACGGUGAUCUUGUUGACGUGACACUCGCUGCUGGUGGCAGGAGCUUUCCAGCUCACAAAAUCGUUCUGUCAGCAGCCAGUCCCUUUCUCCUAGAUCUCCUCAAAAGCACACCAUGUCAACAUCCGGUUGUUAUGCUCGCGGGGAUCAGCUCGGAUGACUUGGAGUCACUCCUGGAGUUUGUUUAUCGGGGGGAAGUCAGUGUCGAGCCCUCGCAAUUGCCCUCUUUGCUACAAGCUGCUCACUGUCUCAACAUUCAUGGACUUACGCCACCUACUGUUUUGACCGAGAAUGGAGAAGCGGUGCCACCCUCAGCAAUUCCGGAAGCUUCAGAACCCAUAACCCGGGAGACAAUGAACUCCUCAAUCCCAAAUCAGCGUCGUCGAAAGCGAAGGAAAUCCUCGUCAUCCUGCAGCAAAUGGCCGCGCCUGGACAACACAACAGACUCCGAGGAACGACAGGAGGACGACAGAACAACGGACUACGACCAGAAGACCGAGGAGCCAACCCCGGGAGACGAAGAUAACCAGUAUAAGGUGAAAAACGUCUCGGAUCAGCCCACGACGUGCCCCUUGUGUGGAGCGAUAUUGAGACAGUCCCGGAACCUGAGGAGACACUUGGAGCUGCUCCACUUUGCACCGGGCAACAGUGGAAACGCGGGGAUAAGAGUGCGAAGGCGCAAAACAGACUUCCAGUCCCCCACUAUGGUCCCAAGACCUACUCUACAUAGCUUGAGGAUGGAACACGCACAGGCGAGGUCCAUUGAUACUCUAGAUUUUUCUGCUGCGUCGAUAACGUCCAGCCUUGCAGGAAAUUUGAUAUCAUCCGGUGGAAAUCUCCUAAAUUCACCGGACCAGUGUCUCCAAUCGUCUGAACCAGCCUCCAGCACCUGCAGCACAACGAUCGCCAGCUCUCUGAACAACGGAAUUUACCCCACAGACAGCAGUGCAAGCAUGCUGAGUUGUCUCCUUCCGAACUUACCUUCCUUAUCGUCUUUGUCCUCCUCCCACGAUGUCUUCAGGCACAGUGAGAUCCUCCGGGCGGGAAUAGCUUACCACGACUCCACGAGACAACACGCGAGGCAAUUCCAGCGCACAGAUGUCACGUAGACCCAGAGAACUCGGGAAUAAAUCGAAAUUCAUUGAAAAAUUUCAUUUAAAAAGCCUCAUUUCACGUGACUAUUACGUUUAAAUAUAAUGAAAAUUCUCAUUGCAAUAAUUAUCAAAUUAUGGAGUUUUUGUAGUAAAAUAGGUUUUCAUGUGCAAUUUAAAAUAAAAAUAAUAAAAAUCAAAAAGAGUUAUGGAAAACAUUAAUGAAGAAAAAAAUAUUCAUGGAAUUAAUUCAAGGGAAAUUGAUGCCUAUUUGAAAAACUUCUUUAGUACUUGGACUUAAUUUUAUUAUAAUUUGAAAACAGGAAAUGAUAUCAAGUGGCAUAAUAUCUUUCCAAUUCCAGUGGGCUACUUCAAUCGCUCACAAUUGUCAAUUUCAUUUAGAUAUUUUGUAUACACUGUUCUUGUUCUGUUUAAUUAUCAUUUAUAUUCUGCACUGUAGCAAAUCUUUCAGCUUGCAUCACCUCAUUUAUUACACAGAUUAAUGAAAGACAAACGCAGUAAGAUAAUAAAACAAACGAACAAAUGAUACAAAAAAAAAUUGUUCUCAUUUCUUUAGUUAUCGUAAACUUUAUACACUAAUACGUAGACAUUAUUCAAUUAAUACGUCAAUUCUUCAGAUUCUUUU